Messenger RNA from Talaromyces stipitatus ATCC 10500, 966 nucleotides. Its product is annotated as NAD dependent epimerase/dehydratase, putative. The record is from RefSeq and is a predicted model, not a curated record. Bases 1 to 966 code for a protein of 321 amino acids. Lineage: Eukaryota; Fungi; Ascomycota; Eurotiomycetes; Eurotiales; Trichocomaceae. The transcript is spliced from 2 exons.
AUGCGUGUUUUCGUCACCGGAGCAGCUGGCUUCAUCGGCCGUGCCCUCACUCAAGAACUCAUUCAGCAUGGCCAUUCAGUCCUCGGAUUAUCACGCAGUGAGAAGAACGCAGAAAUUCUCCGUAAACUCGGUGCAGAAUCCCACCAUGGAGAUCUAGAAGACGUUGAGAGUCUUCGGAGUGGCGCAAGGGCCGCUGAUGCCGUUAUCCAUCUUGGAUUCAUCCACGACUUUUCGAAAUUCGAACAGAGCCUUGUUGUCGACCGACAAGCCAUUCAAGCCAUGGGCGAGGAGCUCGUCGGAAAACCAUUCAUCAUUGUGAGUGGCACGAUGGCAUAUCCGCCGGGAGCACUGUCGACCGAAGACACCGAGCCUUUAAGAGACGGUACACUUGCUGCACGAAACCUUUCGUCCGAUCUGCUUUUCAAACUGUCUAAGGAGAUUGGUGUGUUGGGCGCCGUCGUUCGCCUCGCGCCAACUGUACACGGUAAAGAGGAUCAGGGGUUCAUGGUUAUGAUCGGGGAUCUUUCGAAGAAAGCUGGUGGUAGCUAUUAUGUUGACGAUGGUUCCAAUCAGUGGCCUGCUGUUCAUCGACUAGACGCUGCAGCCUUAUUGCGCCUAGCGAUUGAGAAGAAGCCCGCCCCUGGAGGAGUUACUUACAAUGGUGUUGCUGAGAAUGUAUUAACGAAGGAUUUCAUGACGACGAUUGGCAAGAAACUGAAUGUUCCGGUUGAAGGCAAGCCACAAGCCGAUGUAAAUCAAGCACUGGGCUUCUUUGGUCAUUUACUCGGCCACCAUAACCCUACUUCGAGUGAAAAGACACAAAAGACGCUUGGUUGGACGCCGACUCAAAUUGGGUUGAUUGCUGAUCUUGAGCAAAAUUACUUUCUGCAACUUAGAGAUCCUGGGUUUUAUCUCCUGCUCAAAUCCCGGACUUUCUACCCUAAGCUUCAACAGUCGUUGGUGUAA